AGUCGAGUCAUCACCCAAAAAAGACGAUCCAGCCAAUGGCAGGCCGCCGCUGGUGACACACGUGGACGGGACACCUUUAAAACCUAGCUUGUGUGUGUGACACAGGUUCAUUUUUUAGGGAAAGUGUCACCGGUAGGCAUUAGUUGGCUGAUGUUUGUGUUUAACCCGUUUUACCUCUGGGCUAUUCACGUCUGUCUCCUUUAAGAUCUCGACUGUCCACGAUUCUGAAUCUGGAACCGCCUUUCUCUGUGUGUCUGUCUCUCUCUCUCUCUAUCGCUCUCUCACUCUCUCUCUAUCGCUCUCUCUCUCUCUAUUGCUCUCUCUUCUCAAUAAGGUCACUAUAGCCAGCUAUCUCUGAUCUGAUUAAUGUUUCAACAAUGUUAGCUGCUUCAUCGACACUCUCAGGUCGUCAAUGAAUUCCCAUUGACUUUGACCGCGCCGGUCGCUGUCCGAGGUUCUGAAUUCUCUCCUUCACUGUCAGCUCGGGAUUCUGUUUGUCAAAAUUAACAAUCAUAUUUAUUACUUUAAUAUCAUCUGAAAAUAAACGGCAUCACUUUUUUUUCUUCAAGGUUCUGCUUGGGGAUUUUUUUUUUGUAUUUCUGGAAAAUCAAUGAAAGUGUGUAGCUGGAAAAUGUUUCAAAACUUUAUCGAUUUUUAAAUGAUACACGGACAACGUAGCUGAAAAGCAGCAUUGAUUUGUUUUGUAAGGUUACGUCUACAAGGGACGUCUGGACUUUUUUGUGUUUGUUUUAUUAUUAUUGUUUUUCAAUUCCAAAGUUUAAAAAAAAAAAAGUUUUUUUUGUUUAUUUUUCCUUGGAGAAGAAAAUAUUCGAGUGCUUUCAGAUCUGGAGUGGCUUGACUUAUCUGUUUAUCUGGUUUAUAUCACGCGUAGAGCCUGCCUUGAAACUGUCUGCCAGCAGAGACUCCAAAUGCUAGUCUAAAGAAAGUCCAGCAGUUUUUGGAAAUGGAGGCCUCCGCCAACGGUUCCAGUUUUGGGAUCGACUCUUUACUGUCCCACAGACCAGGAAGUCCAGUUUUAUCCAAAGGGGACAGUUUGAUGGGAGAAUGCAGAUCCCCGCUGGAGCUCAGCCCGGGCUCCGACCUGGGUAGCGGCUGCUCGUCUCCUCCUUCCCCGAGGCGGGAGUGCGUAGAAGCGGCCGUGCAAAGACAAGCUCACCCACUCGGGCUGGACUCCCAUCUCCAACGCGGGGGGCAGGUCUCGGGCGGCUCACAGCCCAGGACCGUCACAUCUUCGUUUCUCAUCAGAGAUAUUUUAGCGGACUGCAAGCCGCUGGCAGCCUGUGCCCCGUAUUCCAGUCACUGCCAACCGACGCAAGAUCCAGGGAGCCUGGCGUCUAGAAUCUCAGACGACUUUAUUGACAAAGCGGACAAAAUUCACAGCAACUCCUCCUCCGAUACAGAGUAUAGAGUGAAAGAGGAAGGCGACCAGGAGAGAUGCAGCAGUCGGGACAGCCCCUCGGUCCGGCUCAAGAAGCCUCGCAAAGCCCGGACCGCGUUCACAGACCACCAGCUGGCGCAGCUGGAGCGCAGCUUCGAGAGGCAGAAGUACCUGAGCGUGCAGGACCGCAUGGAGCUGGCGGCGUCUCUGAACCUCACCGACACGCAGGUCAAAACGUGGUACCAGAACCGCAGGACAAAAUGGAAGAGACAGACAGCAGUGGGACUCGAACUUUUAGCAGAAGCUGGGUACUCGGCCUUGCAAAGGAUGUUUCCCUCGCCCUAUUUCUAUCCGCAGAGCCUCGUGUCAAACCUGGACCCCGGGGCAGCCCUGUACCUGUACCGGGGCCCGUCCGCUCCUCCCCCGGCUCUGCAGCGGCCCCUCGUCCCAAGAAUCCUACUUCACGGCCUGCAAGGAGGAAGCGACCCUCCCCAGUCUCUCCCCUCGCUUGCUGGAGUCCUCUCCCGGGCCGCGCAGCCACGGUGAACCGCCCUGAAAGACACGUUCAACACACGGCAGCUCAGAACUUUAUUUAUGGGGGGAAAAAAGAGAAGCAUUUAAACCGUUUUUUUUUGUUUUUGUUUUUUUAACAAAAAGAACAGAAACGGUGGUGGCAUUACAAAACCUUUAAACCACACAGAACUUUAAAAAAAUAAUAUUUUGAACUGAUACCCCCGCACAUUGUUUUUGAGGGGAAAAACAAAUAAAUGUGACGUAUUUUA
Molecule: messenger RNA, 2181 nt
Organism: Acipenser ruthenus (sterlet)
Lineage: Eukaryota; Metazoa; Chordata; Actinopteri; Acipenseriformes; Acipenseridae
Product: barH-like 1 homeobox protein
Exons: 3
Coding region: 965-1945 (326 amino acids)
Biological process (GO): regulation of transcription by RNA polymerase II
Cellular component (GO): nucleus
Molecular function (GO): DNA-binding transcription factor activity, RNA polymerase II-specific; RNA polymerase II transcription regulatory region sequence-specific DNA binding
Source: RefSeq, a predicted model, not a curated record